Nycticebus coucang (slow loris) is the source of this 1292-nucleotide messenger RNA. It is a transcript of the gene FAHD1, whose product is annotated as fumarylacetoacetate hydrolase domain containing 1. Gene Ontology annotation, molecular function: acetylpyruvate hydrolase activity. The transcript has a single exon. Bases 167 to 832 code for a protein of 221 amino acids. Gene Ontology annotation, cellular component: mitochondrion. NCBI's taxonomy places the organism in Eukaryota, Metazoa, Chordata, Mammalia, Primates, Lorisidae. The record is from RefSeq and is a predicted model, not a curated record.
CAAGAGGCCGAGCGCCGCGCCUCCCGGCACCUGGCAGAGCACGCAGGAGGACGUUGGGUGGCUGAGAGGCAGCCCUCUGAAGUAGUUGGUCCCCUCCGGGUAGCCGUAGGUGUCAGGUGACUGGCCUGACAGGGGCCGCGUGACUCCUAGGUGACUCGCUACAGCCAUGGCGGCGACCAGGCAGUUGUCCCGCUUCUGGGAGUGGGGGAAGAACAUCGUGUGCGUGGGGAGGAACUACGCGGACCACGCCAAGGAGAUGCGCAACCCGGUGCUAAGCGAGCCGGUGCUCUUCCUGAAGCCCUCCACGGCCUACGUCCCCGAGGGCUCACCCAUCCUGGUGCCGGCCUACACCUGCAACUUACACCACGAGUUGGAGCUGGGCGUAGUGAUGGGCAAGCGCUGCCGUGCGGUCCCGGAGACCAUGGCCAUGGACUACGUGGCCGGCUACGCCUUGUGCCUGGACAUGACCGCCAGAGACGUGCAGGACGAGUGCAAGAAAAAGGGGCUACCCUGGACCCUAGCCAAGAGCUUCACUGCCUCGUGCCCGGUCAGCGCGUUCGUAUCUAAGGAGAAGAUCCCAGACCCUCACAACCUGAAGCUCUGGCUCAAGGUCAACGGUGAACUCAGACAGGAGGGUGAGACAUCUUCCAUGAUUUUUUCCAUCCCUUACAUCAUCAGCUAUGUUUCUAAGAUAAUAACCUUGGAAGAAGGAGAUAUUAUCUUGACUGGGACGCCAAAAGGAGUUGGGCCAGUUAAAGAAAACGAUGAGAUCCAGGCCGGCAUACAUGGGGUGGUCAGUAUGACAUUUAAAGUGGAAAGACCAGAGUAUUGAAUCACUUCUUAACACGUUUCAGGAGAGAAGGGAGCAAGACAGAAGCAAGCAAUGUUAUUGAACGUGAUAACCUUAAUAAGAAAUCAAUCCUUUAAAAACCGAUUUGGUUAAAUUACAGUGUUACAUCUCCCUGAAGAUUUUCCUUUCAAGAAAAAUGUGAUCUAGAAGGGCUGGGCCAGAAAUGAAAACAGCCAAAGUAAAAGAUUGGCAAUGCUUCUGAAGACACCAUAUCAAACCAAAUGUUCAAGAGAUUUAGUUUUCUUUUGUAAAACUUGACUGGAUAAGACUUUUCAGUGGGCUGUUAUAGAAUGGUAAUAGUUCAAGACCUAAAAACUGCAAAGGAAGCUGAGAGCCAUGUUCUAGAUCAGCGUUUCCCAGAUAUUUCUGGACUUAGUGAUCAUCAGCAGGCAUUUGUAAAAUAAAAAUUUCCAACUUACCAGGCCAUCCCAGACCCAUGGAA